AUGGACAAGAAAACAGGAAAUCCGCAAAUGCAAAAAAUCUGGUCCAUGGCAAGAUACAUGUGCAUUUCUAAAUUUGUGAAUUGGAAAUAUACAGUAAGGCCAGUUUCAUCGGUGAGUCAACCACAGGAAUCACAUUUGCGAACAGUCUUCAGAACCAAUGUAGAUGAUCCA
Messenger RNA from Candidula unifasciata, 171 nucleotides. Lineage: Eukaryota; Metazoa; Mollusca; Gastropoda; Stylommatophora; Geomitridae. The record is from the annotation of a GenBank genome assembly.